AUGAUCCACCCUGAUGUUACCCCAGACUCGCCCAUUGAAGAGCAGCCCGCCCUUGGCGUAAUCGGCAUGGGCUCUAUGGGCACAUUGUAUGUGAAGCACCUUGAGGCGGGCGGAUGGAAAAGGCAAGUAAUCUACGUCUGUGACCAGCCAAGUAAAUACGAGAGCCUAAAAGCGACGUACGAGGGGCAUCCCAACGUCACAGUCCUGCGCGAUGGUCACCUCGUGUCGCGGAUAUCUGAUUUUAUAAUGUACUCGGUUGAAGCGGAGUACAUUGACUCAGUUGUCGCGACAUACGGACCCUCCACAAGGGUUGGCGCCAUAGUCUCAGGGCAAACAUCGGUAAAAGCUCCGGAGAAGGCCGCAUUUGAAAAAUACCUGCCCCCAGACGUGGAAAUUCUGUCCUGUCAUUCGCUCCACGGACCGACUGUCUCACCAGUUGGUCAACCUCUAGUGCUCAUUAAACAUCGCGCAACAGACGAGUCCCUCCGCCUCGUCGAAAACAUUCUACGACCCCUCAAGUCACGCUACGUCUACCUAUCCUUCGAGGAGCAUGACAUCGUAACCGCAAACACACAGGCAGUCACCCACGCUGCCUUCCUCAGCAUGGGCACCGCGUGGGCGAAUGAGCUCGAGUACCCUUGGGAGACCGGGCACUACGUCGGCGGCAUCGAGACCGUCAAGGUGAACAUCAUGCUGCGCAUCUACUCGAACAAGUGGCACGUCUACGCCGGGCUCGCGAUCCUCAACCCCUCCGCGCGCAUCCAGAUCGACCAGUACGCGCGCUCCGCGAGCGAGAUCUUCAAGCUCAUGCUCGCCGGCAACGACGCCGCGAUGCGCCAGCGCAUCUACGAGGCGCGCGACCGCGUGUUCGGCGGGAAGAGCGAGGACGGCCCCGUCGCCGCGCGCGCACCCAUCCUCCUCUCCGAGGACGUCCUCGACCGCUUCAGCCUCGGCCGCCGCCCGUCCGUCUCCACCAACGGCGGCUCGUCGCCGCGCAGGCACAUGGCGAACUCGCACCUCUCCCUGCUCGCGAUGGUCGACUGCUGGGCGCGCCUCGGCAUCCAGCCGUUCGUGCACCUCGACCUCGCCGCGACGCCGCUCUUCCGGAUGCUGCUCGGCGUCUCGGAGUACCUGUUCCGCUCGCAGGAGCGGCUGGACGACGCCAUCCACGCCGCGCUGUACGACACCACGUACAGGGCGAACGACCUGGAGUUCGUCAUCGCGGCGCGCGGAUGGAGCCAGUGCAUCUCGUUCGGCAGCUUCGAGCUAUACCAGAAGCGAUUUAUGGAGACCGCCGCGUUCUUCGAGUCUCGAUUCGAGGACGCGACCAAGCUUGGUACUGCAAUGCUGCAAGCCAUCAGCGACAGUUCGCUGGCAUGA
This is a messenger RNA of Postia placenta MAD-698-R-SB12, 1380 nucleotides long. RefSeq lists its product as hypothetical. Lineage: Eukaryota; Fungi; Basidiomycota; Agaricomycetes; Polyporales; Adustoporiaceae. Bases 1 to 1380 code for a protein of 459 amino acids. The transcript has 6 exons. Gene Ontology annotation, molecular function: prephenate dehydrogenase (NAD+) activity; prephenate dehydrogenase (NADP+) activity; NAD+ binding. Gene Ontology annotation, biological process: L-tyrosine biosynthetic process. The record is from RefSeq and is a predicted model, not a curated record.